Trachymyrmex cornetzi is the source of this 3786-nucleotide messenger RNA. RefSeq lists its product as uncharacterized. The transcript has a single exon. Gene Ontology annotation, biological process: proteolysis; DNA integration. Lineage: Eukaryota; Metazoa; Arthropoda; Insecta; Hymenoptera; Formicidae. The record is from RefSeq and is a predicted model, not a curated record. The coding region runs from base 1 to 3786 and encodes 1261 amino acids. Gene Ontology annotation, molecular function: aspartic-type endopeptidase activity; nucleic acid binding.
AUGACGAGCGCGCUCGUAUACAUCCGCGAUAAUGGGAACAGGCUAAUUAAGUGUCGGGCGCUGUUGGAUACGGGCGCUACGGCGAAUUUUAUAUCUGAGUCAAUUGCGAAACAUCUAAACGUGGAUACACAUUCUUUACCGAUUAAUGCAAUUAAUGGGACGAGUACCGAGUCGAAAGGCAUAGCUCAGGUGAAAGUACGUUCUAUUUACGAUAAUUUCUGCAAAGAUUUGACAUGCUUGACAGUUCCGGCGAUAGCGGAUUUAGUUCCCUCUGAAGUUUUUCCACGCGACUCGAUCAAAAUUCCACCGAACGUCAGUUUAGCGGAUCCGGAAUUCCAUUUACCACGUCCCAUCGAUAUAUUAAUAGGUUCGGUAGCGACAGUAUCGAUGUUCAUGGUCGGUCAAAUCGAUCUCUCACGAAAAGGUUACGAGUUGUACUUACAAAAAACACGAUUAGGAUGGGUCGUUGCCGGGGGCGCGUCCUCGCGUGGUCCAUCGAGAGUCUCGACGUACCAUACAACGAGUCUAGAAGAGUUAAUGCUCAAAUUCUGGACGAUUGAAGAAGUCACGACGGAUAAAUUAUUAUCGGAAGAAGAGCGUGAAUGCGAAACGUAUUUUCUAAAAACGGUCUCACGCGGUGAUGACGGUCGCUAUACGGUUCGCCUACCGUUCCGUAAUACAAAAAAUCAUUUAGGCGAAUCACGCAGCAUCGCGCUUAAGCGCUUAUUAUCCUUGGAACGUAGAUUAAACACGAACGCGACAUUAAAGAUAGAAUAUGAUCGGGUGUUAGAUGAAUAUUUAAAAUUAAAUCAUAUGUCCGUGAUAAAGGAUCAAGGGGGAGAAGGUUACUAUCUGCCGCAUCAUGCGGUAAUUAAAGAAGCGAGUGACACUACGAAAACGCGAAUUGUGUUUGACGCUUCGGCAAAAACAAGCAACGGGACAUCUUUGAACGAUUUAUUAAUGACAGGCCCCACGAUUCAACCCGGCUUGAUCGCGCACUUAAUUCGGUUUCGUACGUACAAUUACGUCGUCACGGCGGACAUUGAAAAAAUGUACCGACAAGUGACAUUACACGAGGAUGAUCGACAAUAUCAAAAAAUCCUGUGGCGUCGCGACGGUAAAGUAGAGACGCUUCAGUUAAAUACGCUCACUUUCGGCGUUUCUUCCUCGCCAUUUUUAGCGAUCCGAACUGUUCAAAAACUCGCGGAAGAUGAACUGCUUACUUUUCCGAGGGCAGCCAGAAUUAUUAAAUCACAUAUGUAUGUGGAUGACUUGCUAACCGGGGCGGAAACAAUCGAUGAAGUCCGAGCCAUCAGAAACGAAGUAAUCGCUUUAUUAGCUCGGGGCGGAUUCGCCAUUCGGCAAUGGGCGUCUAAUGAUGAACGCAUCGUGAAUGAUUUGAUGGCCAGCGCGUUGCGCACUAAUUUCGUAUUGAAUUUAGAUCAAACAUUAAAAACGCUCGGGAUCACGUGGAGCACCCGAGAUGACCAAAUAUGUUAUUCGACUAAUCCAAUUAGAAGUUCUGAAAAAUUGACAAAAAGAAUUAUUUUAUCAGAAAUUGCCAAAAUUUUUGAUCCUCUCGGCUUGCUAGGACCGAUAAUAAUGUACGCGAAAAAAUUAAUACGAAACGUAUGGCGGUGUACAUUACACUGGGAUGAAUCAAUCCCACAGAAUAUACAUACGGCUUGGUCAACAUUUACAAAACAGUGGGAAACAAUGAACACGAUUUACUUCGAUCGCAAAUUACUCGUAGGAAAUUGCAACAACAUCCAGAUUCACGGUUUUUGCGAUGCAAGUAAUAUAGGUUACGGAGCAUGCAUAUACGUGCGCUCGCGCGGGGGGAAAGGCGAGACGCGGGUUAGAUUAUUGUGUGCUAAAUCGCGAGUCGCUCCAUUGAAGACCGUCUCUACGCCGCGGCUCGAGUUAUGCGGCGCGUUGUUAUUGGCGCAAUUGUAUCGCGAAACCAGCAAUGCAUUAGAUCGGGUCGUUCAGCGGAGCGUUUUCUGGUGUGACUCAACCGUUGUCUUACAUUGGCUAAAGACGCCCGCGCACCUAUUAAAAACAUAUGUAGCAAAUCGCGUCGUAAGCAUCCAAGAAAUCACAGGUUCGAAGGAAUGGCGACACGUUAGAUCGGAAGAUAAUCCCGCGGAUGCGAUCUCGAGAGGGCAAUUACCUCUCGACUUCUCGCGGAAUCGAAUGUGGUUCACCGGACCCUCGUGGUUAACGAAUGAUGAAUCUGAAUGGCCGAAUGAGAGUGUACAUAUGAAGGAGAUCCCUGAACUAAAAAGAAACACAUGCUUAACAACUAUAAAUAAAAAUCUUGAUAUCUUCGACAAAUUCUCUUCCUAUUCCAAAUUACUGCGAGUCAUUGCUUAUUGUCUUCGCGUUCGGCAUCGUAAUAAAUAUUGUGGACCAUUAGAUACGAAAGAAAUCAACGAAGCUGAAAUCCGAGUUUUAAAAUUAUUGCAGGAUAACCAAUUUAGUGGGGAAAUCAAAAUAUUGAAUAAAGCCUCGAACAUCAAAGGUAAAUUUGCAAACUUAAAUCCAUUUUUAGACGAAAACGAAUUGAUACGAGUUGGGGGUCGCCUUCAGAUGUCAAAACUCACGUCCGCGCAAAAACAUCCAAUAUUGCUUCCCAGUAGGCACCAUGUAACGGAUUGUAUUAUCCGCGAGACGCACGAAAAACAUCAUCAUGCGGGCAUACAGACCACUCUAUAUAUUGUGCGUCAAAAAUUUUGGUUACCGGACGGCCGCAACCAAGUACGAAAAAUCAUCCGAUCAUGUACGCGUUGCGUCCGUUUCGCAGCAAAGACAAUCGAGUAUAAAAUGGGUAAUCUUCCGGCGUCUAGAGUCCGCGCGGCUAUACCGUUCACACAAACCGGGGUAGACUUUUGCGGCCCAUUUUACAUUAAAGAAAGGAAGUUCCGCAAUCGAACGCGAAUUAAAGUUUAUGUAUGCGUAUUCGUGUGCAUGUCUAUAAAAGCAAUACAUUUGGAAGUCGUAAGUGACUUAACCUCUGAGGGAUUCCUAGCUGCAUUGCGUAGGUUCGCGGCCAGGCGUGGUGUGCCGGAGCACAUCUAUUCUGAUAACGGCACCAACUUUAUAGGUGCCAAUAAUGAUCUUAAGGAACUGUACGCGUUAUUCAAUUCCGAAGAGCAUAAAACUCUUGUAAAUCGAUUCGCAAUCGAGCAUCGAAUAACGUGGCAUUUUAUUCCGCCAGUGACGCCUCAUUUCGGCGGGUUAUGGGAGUCAUCCGUAAAAUUGUUUAAACAUCAUUUCAAGCGAGUGGUGGGAGACUCUCUAUUCACAUUCGAACAACUAAAUACGUUCACUACCGAAAUCGAGGGUGUCUUGAAUUCACGACCUAUUACUUCAAUCUCUUCGGAUCCGAAUGACUUGCUGGCAUUAUCUCCGGCGCAUUAUUUAAUCGGCAAGCCUAUAACGUCCCUGCCGGAGGGCAAUCUGUUAUCGAUUCCAGACAAUCGUCUCUCCACAUGGCAACACAUAUUAAAGGUUCGGCAGGACUUCUGGGCGCGAUGGAGCCUGGAGUAUUUAAACGAGCUUCAAAAACGUGCCAAAUGGAACAAAGAUGGGUCAACGCUCAACAACGGAGAUGUCGUACUCAUUAAAGAGAAGAAUCUACCAUGUACUCAAUGGGCGCUGGGCCGGAUUUUGGCGCAACACCCAGGCAAAGACGGGGUGACACGCGUAGCCACCAUCAAGACGGCGACCGGAGAGAUCAAGAGAUCUACGACAUUGCUAUGUCCACUCCCAGUUGAAAGAUAA